Molecule: messenger RNA, 1483 nt
Organism: Pipistrellus kuhlii (Kuhl's pipistrelle)
Lineage: Eukaryota; Metazoa; Chordata; Mammalia; Chiroptera; Vespertilionidae
Gene: SLC2A4RG
Product: SLC2A4 regulator
Exons: 7
Coding region: 89-1054 (321 amino acids)
Biological process (GO): regulation of transcription by RNA polymerase II
Cellular component (GO): nucleus
Molecular function (GO): RNA polymerase II cis-regulatory region sequence-specific DNA binding; DNA-binding transcription factor activity
Source: RefSeq, a predicted model, not a curated record
GGCGCUCGGGGGCGGGGCCUGCCGUCGCUCCGGGGCUGGUCCCGAGCGCCCACCCUCGCCGCUGCAGCCUCGGCGCGGCCGGCGGGCCAUGGAGGCCCAGCGCCGCCUGGCGCCCGGACCGGGCUGCGGGCACCCUCCUCCCCGCACCGCCGGUUCGGAACCCAAGGCCGCGCCCGUGUCGGUGCCCGCGUCGCCGCAGGGCCCUGCCACCGGCGGCGGCUUGGCGGGCUUGGAGUUCGCGCCUCCGCAGGAGCCAGAGCCACGGGCUCUGGGGACCGGGGCAGGGGCGGCAGCGGGACCCCCGACGCCUUCGGCGCUCAUCCCGGCGCCGGCGCUCAGAGCCCCCCAAGGAAAAUUCCGGCUGGAUGAGGUCAUGGCUGCCGCAGCCCUCACAAGCCUGUCCACCAGCCCCCUCCUGCUGAGGCCCCCUGCUGCAGCCUUAAGCACAGACGCCUGCUGGGAGCCCUGGCCCCAGACCCUGGGGCAGCCACCCGCCAGCUACAGCAGCAGCAGUGGAGACGGGCUGGGACCCAGCCAGCGAGCAGUCCUCUCCAUCCUCCCCGUCACCCCCGCUGCCCCCAGAGGCAGCCUUCCUGUUUGGGGAGCCUGUGCCUCGGAAGAGGAAGAGCUCGGGGCAGGUCCGGUUCCAGUGCCUGUGGAAGUGCUGUGGGAAGGUGCUGAGCACAGCCUCCGGGAUGCAGAGACACAUCCGCCUGGCGCACUGGGGCGGCAGGCAGAGCCAGAGCAGAGUGAUGGCGAGGAGGACUUUUACUACAUGGAGCUGGACAUUGGUCUGGAGGUGCUGACCCCAGUGUCCCCCACAGCCUCCCUGCUGCCCACCUUCCCUCACCUGGAGCUGCUGGAGCCUCCAGCCUUGCUCGGCCUGCUGCACCCAUUGGCCUUGCCCCCGCCCCAGGAAGCCCUGAGGCGACGCCAAGGCGUACUGCUCGGAGCGCCCGGGCCUGUGGUGCACCGCCUGCCGCUGGAAGAAGGCCUGCCAGCGCUUCCUGGCCUGAGGGCGGCACCAGGUCCAGAGCCCGGACUGCACCGCUGAGCCUGCGCCGCCCACAGGUUCUGCAGAAGACACUGCACCCCCUGCUCAGAGCCUCCAGCAGUACGGGGUCUGCCUUCUCAUGGGGAGGGGCGUCCCUGGACCCCGACGGGGGAGGUGCCACCACCAAAGUGCCUCUGAAGGAGCCAGCCUUCUAUACGACAGCCACACAGGUCCCUGGGGUGGCCGUCCGCCCUGUCCAUCCGUGGACUUGUCAAGGAUGCUGAUAGGCCCAGGUUUGAGGCCACGUGGGAGCCAGACCUGGAUGCACUGGGGGGGGGGAGGGGGGGGCAGCACUGGGGGCUCCGUGUCACACUUAUCCUGAUGGCUCAGGGCCCGGAGCUGACAUUUGUACCAUGUUUUUGAAGCUCAGGUGUCUUGUGUCUGGACAGUGCCAGGCAAGCAGAAAAAUUAAACUUUGGGGUUUUUCCA